AAAUCUAUUUUCGUUUCAGCGGAGCCAGUACAUUAAAUCGGCUCCACAGCCCUCGGACCUGUUUUUCGUCGUCUUGCACUGAAAUUCGGCAUUCGUCACCACUCGCCCCUUUCCGUUAUCUGCAAGAAGGCACGAGUUGGUCACGAAUGUGAAAUUCGGGUCAUGUUUACUGGGAUGUGUCACGUGUGAACAUAUGGAACUGACGGAUGAAUGAUCUGGAUUGGCCCUGUAUAUACCUGUCGGUCCAAGCUAGUGCUCCUUGAAUAAUCUCAAUGUAUAAAGACCCAAAAGAUAUAUCAUGGCAUCAGAUGCAAUGGCGGUUCUAUUAGACACCAGCAAGAGUGAGCCAGAAAGAAGAAAAGAGAAAUUUGUACUGGUUCAUGAUGAAAAGUUUGAUAUCUCAGACGAUCAGCUUUUGUCUUGUGACCAGUGUGAUCAACAGUUUGUCUCUGAUGUGCUUUUCCAGAAGCAUCAAGCCAACCACCAGUUGAUGCAGUCAUCAUUUACAUGUCAGAGCUGUCACCGUGAGACUUCCUCUGAAAGUGACCUCCAGCAGCAUGUGAAGACACAUUUGGGGGAGAUGCCGUAUGUGUGCGAAAUGUGUGGUAAAGGUUUCGAAAGAAGAUACUCCUACCGGUGUCACUACAGAACACACACUGGAGAGAAGCCUUACACGUGUGAAAUUUGUGGUAAGCAGUUUGCAUUCUCUUCAGGACUUCGAUACCAUGAAAGAACACACAGUGGAAAGAAUUGUGGCAUCAGAGUUGGAGGAAAGAGUCCUGAAGAAGCAAACAGAGUGAAGGAUUGUGAUGGCGAGAUAUUGACUGACAUUCACCCACUUCCAGGUUUCGUGAAUCUGAAGUCUAAAAGCAAAUCUCCACAAGACUCCACAGCCAAAUCUCAGGGUAAAAGUCCAGGGAAGAGCAAUGCAAGUACAGAUGUUUCUGUGACAAGGAUAGAGAAGAAACAGACACCUCUAUCUUACAGUGAGGACACCGAAUGCAUGAUUUGUGGAAAGAGAUUUCAGUACCUGUUCAUUCUAGAGAGUCACCUGAGAGCUCAUAGUGCUGAAGAGAUUGAUCAUACCAUAAAGAUGUUCCAUUGUUCUAAUGAUGAGGACAGUUUGGAAAUAUCUGCAUCUUGGAAGCCAUAUGCUUGUGAGGAGUGUGGAUAUGAAUGCUGCACAUCAUAUGAGUUAAGGACUCACACGCUAUCACAUUCAACAGAGACACCUCACAAGACUUUCAGUUCAGGGUCUGAGCUCGAGACUCACUUCAAGGAACAUUCAAGUAUGCUUGGACCUAUUGAAUUCACAUGUCCAAUUUGUGCAAGAACCUUCAAAAAAAAAUACAACUGGCAGAUCCACAUGAAGACCCAUACAGGGGAACGUGACUAUUUCUGUCAUUUUUGUUCAAGGACCUUCUGGAGAAAGUACAACUGGAAGAUCCACAUGAAGACACAUACAGGGGAACGUGCCUAUUCAUGUCAUUACUGCCCAAAGAGCUUCAUCACCAGCAGUAGGCUCAAGUUUCACAUGAAAAGCAAACACUCAAAUGUGAGACUGUACAAAGUGAACACGGCAGUCAGUGGUAAUCUGAGGAAUAGAAUGCAGAAUUCAGAUGUACGUGUUGCUGGUAUUGAUGAUGCUUCUGAUAAUGGAGAUGAUGAAGUUCUCCCCAGAAGACCAAGUAAGUUAUCUCAGGAACCUCGCAGGAACUGUACUGAAGCAGCGAUUAAGACAAAAAAGAAACAUGGUGACCCAGAUACAAUUCUUGCGAUGCAGACUCUAACAGAGGCAGAGCAGCCUGAUGGAGGGUCAGAGACUGCGGACCUGUGUGAUGCGAUUGCUGAACCAAUGAAGAAGAGUAGCUACGUGUCACCUUUCAUGCGACCUUCGGGUAAGGGCAGUAUAGAGAGUGUUCCCCCAAGUAGUUCUGAAAAGGAGAUAACUGAGCCAUACACAGCUAAUGUGCAAGACACACCCGAAAGUGAUGGCACGUUAGGUCAGAGAAGGAACAGAAAUAAUCCUAAACCAAGCUCUCAUGGAAUUAAGGUCAUGACAAAAACAACUGAAAAGGCUAAACCUGUAGAGUCUGGCUCCAAAGCUGAUGAUGACAUUGUGAUUUCAUUAGAUAGUGUUAGUUCUGGACAAAUUCCAGACGAUGUUCCAGCAAAGGAAGACAACGAGAUCUGUGAUGCCUUUGAUAGCAAGAUGAACAGCUCCACCGUGAAGGAGGAACAGAUGUUGGAUAGCAGAUCCAGGGAUGAAAAUAUGAUGGAUAUAAUAAUGAAUAUGAUAGAUGAUAAUGGAAUGUAUUACUCAUGUAGAAUUUGUAGUUUCAAAUUUGCCACUCAGGAGACAUUGAGAAAACAUGAAAACCUUCAUCCCAAAGAGACUCCAUUUGAGUGUAUAGAAUGUGGCCUUGGAUUCAUGUACGCAACUGACUUACAAGUACAUCGUCUAGUUCACAAGAGUAAGAAUCCAUAUGAGUGUCUGUAUUGUGGCAAGUGUUUUGAGAAGUCAGAUAACUUAAAAUCACAUGUUCGGACACACACUAGUGAAAGUCAAUAUAAAUGCGAAAUCUGUGAUCGGAGGUUCACAACAUCAAUUGGACUGAGAUGCCAUGAAAGAAACAGAAAAACAGAAAACUGCUACCGUUACCGUUACGAGCCCUAUUACCAAAAUUCUCAUAUCAUGACAUAUCCUACCAUGGAGAUAAGAGAAGAUAUUGCCAAAGAGGGGAAGAGCCAAAUAGAUUUGGCCACAGAAGGGAAGAGCCAAGAGGACAGUGCCAUGGAGGGGAAGAGCCAAGAGGAUAUUGCAAAGGAGGGGAAGAGCGAAGAGGAUAUUGCCAAGAGGAUAUUGCCACGAAGGGGAAGAGCCAAGAGGAAAUUGCCACGAAGGAGAAGAGCUAAGAGAAUAUUGCCAAGGAGGAUAUGAACCAAGCCUGAAGCUGUGACUGCUGCUGUCUGUCCGAAGCUUUUGUCUCAG
Haliotis rufescens (red abalone) is the source of this 2992-nucleotide messenger RNA. Its product is annotated as zinc finger protein Xfin-like. The transcript has 3 exons. NCBI's taxonomy places the organism in Eukaryota, Metazoa, Mollusca, Gastropoda, Lepetellida, Haliotidae. The coding region runs from base 299 to 2941 and encodes 880 amino acids. Gene Ontology annotation, cellular component: nucleus. The record is from RefSeq and is a predicted model, not a curated record.